Messenger RNA from Penicillium macrosclerotiorum, 1455 nucleotides. RefSeq names its product splicing factor ESS-2 family protein. Gene Ontology annotation, cellular component: catalytic step 2 spliceosome. NCBI's taxonomy places the organism in Eukaryota, Fungi, Ascomycota, Eurotiomycetes, Eurotiales, Aspergillaceae. The record is from RefSeq and is a predicted model, not a curated record. The transcript is spliced from 2 exons. The coding region runs from base 1 to 1455 and encodes 484 amino acids.
AUGGCAUCACCUAACUCACAGGCGGUGACCAAACGGUCUGAUCAGCACCAGCUGAUGCCACCCCCACCGCCUCCAAAACGCAUCAAACGCCCUACCACCGUCCUCGACGAAGACGUCUACACCAGCGCUCUUUCUCAUAUAAUCGCCCGCGACUUCUUCCCAGGUUUACUGGAGAAUCAGGCUAAACAAGAAUACCUCGAUGCUUUAGAAUCAAAAGAUAAAGGAUGGAUCGCCAGUUCGAAACGAGCGCUUGCGGAUGUGAUGCGCACGCCGACUCCAGGGUCGAAUGCUCGUCGCAAGACAGGCUCGGGGCCUGCAUCUGUUGCAGGCACACCUCAACAUUUCCCCUCUACAAGCUCAAAUGAAACACCUCGGGGGUGGGGUGGUGAUACACCCAUGUCUGCUGCAUCAGUCGCAACGUCUGCUUCGAGUAGAAACGACCAGAAUGCUCCGGAUGUAUCGAACAUGGGCCUGCUUGCAUUCCAGUCCAAAUACACAAGCGAGGAUAACGAGUCAUUCAAUAAGCGGGAGAAGUACGGCUGGCUUUGGAACAAUAAUAAGGUUCCUUCCGCCCGACAGAUUGCCCAUCACCAACGCGAAGUCAAGCGCAUCACCGCCCAGGGAGGGAACCCAGAGACCAGCCUCAUCAAGCACGAUGAUGCUGCUCAGCCUGUUAUCAAAACAGACCUUGAUGCUCGCCCGGCAAGACCCGAUGGCUGGAACGUUCGCCCUGACAAUACACUCAUGUUUCUCCCCUCCUCAGUUGAGGAUACCCACGAGACCCUCCAGCAAAAGGCCGAGGCCGCUUCGCGAGCAGCACCGAAACGAACUCUUUAUCAAAACACGAGACUCCUGGACAUGGAUGCCGCGGCUGCCGCAGAUGCUGCGAGUGCAGUUCCGCCCUCGCCCUCCCUCUCUGCCAUCCAAGACGCCAUCGCUGGCCGCCCGCACCUUGGUGAAUCCGAGGCCGCAUCAGCCAUACCUGGUGGCGAGACUCCGCGGGUGAACGGGUACGCCUUUGUCGACGAAGACGAGCCUGAGCCCGAACCCGCCCUGCCCUCUUCAUCCUCCAACCCCUUUGAAGCCGACUGGCGCCUCCUGGGCUCGUCAGACUCCACCCCCAACCCAUUUCAGAUUCGGGAAACAGGCAAGCGCGAAGCCCUGCACCACCGCAUGGUUGAUCGAGUCUCGCGCACCAAACGAGCUGAAAAGGCCGCCCGCACGACCAAAACCCCUGUCACUGCGACGCCUCGUUUUGCGAGCAGCCCUCACAUCGACUUUGGGCUGCGCUCAACGCCGGGUGCAGCGAGACCGGGGGCUACUCCGGGGAAGAUGCUGACGCCCGCAGCGCAGAAGCUGCUGCAUCAGGUUGGAAGCAGAACGCCGAAAGGGUCCUCUGCGCCCUCGCGGUCUGGAUUGGGCAAUAUGUGGACGCCGACUCCACGACGAAAAUGA